AUGUCUAGCCAGCCAGAGUUUUCUGUUGACUUGUCAGACCUUACAAACAUAUUUGAAUAUGCUGGAUCUCGUCUUCUAGCAAUUCACAUCAAGCUAGAGAAGACAAAGCUCAAACUCUCACCAAAGGCUCGCAACACUGUCAGCAGGUACCUGAAUUGGGAGGCAGAGGCAUUUACAUUGCCUUGGAUCGGCCUUUGCAGCGGCAUAUCUAUGAGCCUGCCAUUGUCACAAAACCUCCGGUAUCAUAUCAGCAUGGUUGCAAUGAAACAGCUCUAUAUGGUGGCAAAAUUCAAGGACAUAUACGAUGCAUUCAUGACCUUGAAGCAUGCUUGGUGGAAGGGUUCAUUUGCAGACAUGCCUGAUGAGGACCUGUUAGGCUCCUACCUGAAUUGCGUCGAACUGAAGGCAAUGAUCGCUGAGCAUUAUGAGCAAUUGCCUGAAGGAAUAGGGUUGGUCAUGCCGGCAAUGUUGAUCAUCCCAAAGUCCACACCAGUCACUCAGCAAUUGUCCAACAUCACCGGCAAGGUAGAGCAUGAAGGACAUCAUAUUGUCAAAAUGUUGGAAGAUAAGGUUAUAGAGGCACAAAUAGUGGCCGCCAGCCUCCUCCAGAUGGAGAGCGCGCUGGGUGAAGAUAUUAUGGCGGCCAUCCCUGCGACAGAAAAACUGGCAAAAUUUCUGAAAAGGGAGACCAGUCCAUGA
Suillus subalutaceus is the source of this 699-nucleotide messenger RNA. RefSeq lists its product as uncharacterized. The record is from RefSeq and is a predicted model, not a curated record. The transcript is spliced from 4 exons. Bases 1 to 699 code for a protein of 232 amino acids. NCBI's taxonomy places the organism in Eukaryota, Fungi, Basidiomycota, Agaricomycetes, Boletales, Suillaceae.